Messenger RNA from Moneuplotes crassus, 1999 nucleotides. The record is from the annotation of a GenBank genome assembly. Lineage: Eukaryota; Ciliophora; Spirotrichea; Euplotida; Euplotidae.
CAAAAAUGUCACUCGAUGACUUUAAAGUCCUCAAGAAGCUCGGAGUUGGCUCCUACAGUAACGUUUACAAGAUCGUUCGCAAGUCAGACAAUCUUGUGUAUGCCCUUAAAAAGAUCAAAAUGUCUGGACUUUCAGCGAAGGAGAAGGAGAACUCACUGAAUGAAGUCAGAAUUCUUGCAUCGAUCAGCCAUCCCCAUAUAAUUUCAUAUAAAGAAGCCUUCAUCGACGAAGCUAGUUCAAGUCUCUGAAUUGUGAUGGAGUACGCUGACGAUGGCGACCUCUUCAUGAAAAUAGUUAAAAAUCAGGAGGAAGGAAAACUUUUCAAAGAAAGUUUUAUAUUUGACGUCUUCAUUCAGGUGGUUAAGGGCCUCUAAAAGCUCUUCAUGAUAUGAAAAUUAUGCAUAGAGACCUGAAGAGUGCCAACGUAUUCUUGUACAAAGAUGGCACUGCGAAAUUAGGCGAUCUUAAUGUGAGUAAAAUCAUGAAAUCAGGCCUUGGAUAUACACAGACAGGUACUCCUUACUAUGCCAGUCCUGAGGUCUGGAAGGAUAAACCAUAUGAUAUCAAAAGUGAUAUCUGGUCUCUUGGAUGAGUCUUGUAUGAAGCAGCUACUUUGAAGCCUCCUUUUAGGGCUGAGGACAUGCAAUCCUUGUACAAAGUUGUAUUGAAAGGUGUCUAUCCAAGAAUUUCAAACAAAUAUUCUGAAGAUUUGCAUAAUGUGAUAGAGGCUUUGAUACAACUGAAGCCUAAAAAUAGACCUACUUGAAAAGAAAUUUUAGAAUUUGAACCUAUUGCUCUUAGAGAUAAAGGGAAAUAUAUCCAAACUGAGGAGGAAGAGGAUCAGAACGACCAAAAUAUUUUACUUCAAACCAUCUAUGUUCCCAAAAACCUGAUGUUUUUAACAGACAACUUACCUAAGUCACAAUAUGAGACUUCCAAGGCAUCAUCACAGAAACAUGAGAGCAUCAAAAAGCCUUUCAAGAUUAAGGGAGUUGAAAAGGCAAGACUUUCUCCAAGUAAGCGAAUGAAGGCUCUUGCUAAGGACCUGGUGCUACCAGAUAUUCUCAAGAAGGAUGCAGCUCUCAGCAAAUUAUCUGAUUACUCCAAUCAUGAGACUGAAGGCAAAACUAUAGAAAUAAUCCCCAAAACUACUAAGGCUGAAAUAAUCAACAGAGAAAGGAUAGCAGGGCAUCAUUCUAAAAACCGCAAGAAGAUGGGAAAAUUAGUUGACAUAGAGCGGAGCCAAGGCCCUUCAGCACUGUCUAAGAAUAUCUAUGAUCUGAGGGGUGUAUCAAGGUCCCGGAUAAAAUAACUUGUCUAAAAACUCCCUUUCAUAUACAAAGUCAGUACAUAAUGAGUCCGUUAAGUCGACCUAUGAUUGUAGAAAUAUGAACCAUUCGCCUUCAAUAGAGAGCUUGAAGAACAGGGACAGAAGCCCAAUUUUGGUGAACAAACUAAGCAGCGCAGAACGGAUAGCAUCACAGCUGUCUGAUUAUAAUAAUUCUAUCGAGCCAAAAGUGUAUGAUAAUAACAGAUCUGCUCUCUUAAAGGAUGUUGCUCCUAUUGGAAAGCGUAAAAAUACCGUGUUCAAGAUAAAGAAUAACUCUAUUGAGUAUAACCUGAAUAGACGGCUUGGAAAGCCUUCCUCGAAUUAUUUGUACAGCCUCCACCAGAAGGAGUACGAUUAUUCGAUAAUUUCCUAAGAACGCGAAGAAGGCUAAAAAUCAAGAGAGGCCUAUCAGGAUGCCUAAUAAGAUCACACUUAACGAUCCCAAAAGUCUGAUGAAGAGCAAUCGCAGUAUUCUUCCAGACUUGUUCGUCAAGCCUAAUAGAGUAGGCAAUUUAAAAAUGUACUCAAAGAAUAUGAAGAAAGGAAUGAAUUAUAAAGAUCCACAGGCUAGAUACAAGAGCACGAAUCAACGGAUCAGUAGUCUUCACCCUUCUAACAAGAUUAAGCUCCGACGUCCACACAAUCUGAAAUAAAUAGUAACUUCAAUAU